Molecule: messenger RNA, 3633 nt
Organism: Effrenium voratum
Lineage: Eukaryota; Dinophyceae; Suessiales; Symbiodiniaceae
Source: the annotation of a GenBank genome assembly
AUGGACGUUGGCAAGAUCAGGCAGGCUAGAGCGGCUUUGGCCUUCCGCACCGCGUGUUCUGUGCUGAUAUGCAGCAUUCUUGGUACGAUGCUUGCCGACACUUUCAAGGGGUCCUUUCUUCACUCUCAGGCUGCCCUGGCGCCCAUCAUGGCCUUUCUGGUGCCCGCGACUCUGCGAGGGGACACCUGCAGGGUGAGCCUCACCUUUGUAGUGUCCUCCUUCGUUUUUGUGCCCUUGGGCAUAGCCAUAGGUUUUCUGUGCUAUCUCAUCGGGGGCUCACAGUGGCGACCAUGGAUUGUGAGCCUAGGUGUUGGCUUUGGCAGCUUUCUGGCAGUGCUGUGGGGCACCGCGGCAGAACUCAUCCAGCAGCCUCGGACGCUGAUUGUGGGCAGCCCUGUGGCCCUCAUACUGCUGUUGCUGACUCCAGCUUUGGCGUUCAAGCAAGAUGACAACGUGCGGCUGUUGCUGGACACGGCCUGCCUAACAGCAGCUGUCGUUGUCGGCUGCCUGAUGUCCUUGGCCCUCAGCCACUUGCCCUUUGGUGUCGGUGCAGAGCCAGCUACGCGGCACGUGCCAGCGCGAGCGGCGCGCAAUGCAGCUGCUUUGGCGGACAUGUUUGAGGCUGUGGCCAUUUGGCAGACACCCAGCACUGCUGCCUUGCUGCGCCACAGGGAGUGCCGCUUGAGGCUGCUGACGGCUUCCCACGGCUUCCGCAGUGCCUGCAGCUCCAGCGCUUUCGAGCUGCGACCUGGACUGGGGGCUUGGGAGAAUUGGGAAAGCUUCGCCGAUGCUGCGGAGAAUUGUCGCCUGGCGCUGCAGCUGAAGUCUGGCAUGCUGUCGUUGGGCUUCAGCCCUGUCGCCAUCAAACUCUGGUACCAAGGACACGUGGGGGAGGCCAUGCGGCGCAGCUGCUUCAGUGCCGCGGCCGCGCUCCGCAGCAGCGCCUCACGUCUGGCGUCGCUGGCGGGGGCGCCGCCCCCUGCGGAGGUUCCAUCGGCUCCCUGGCUGACCUCCGACCACACCACUGCCAAUGACUGCCAGGAGGCUGCGACGCUCUGCCGACAUGCCAUGGAUUCCUACUUGGACUUCUGGCAGCGAACCUACCUGAACCACACAGACACCCGCUGGCGCCAGCACUUGGAGGAGGUGAUGCUGAAGGAAAUGACUUCCUUCGAAACUUUGGACGAGACUCCCAUGCAGAUGUACUUGAGUGGCAGGCAUCAUCUGAAGGAAGACAAUGCAGAAAGCUGGCAGCUGGAUGCUGCGCGACUGGCUGGAUUUGACGAGGCCUCCCGCCUGUCAGCCUGCCUUGUGGGCGUGUGCAAUGCUGCAGAAGCGGCUGCCCAGAUGGCGGAACUUGUGGCUGAGGGCAAGGAGAAGGAGCCACGUGGGCAGAUGCGCUUCAGCUGCCACGUGGGUCUCCGCGCCUGGCUGCAGGUGCCGCUGAGCUGCCGCCCCUGGCCCGCGGCUUUCGCCAAGGCUAAGUCCUUUGGCUUCCGCGUGUCCGUCGCUCUCAUCACGAUCUCGCUGAUCUUUGCCUUGGUCGAGCCGAAUGCGGUUUGGCCAAGCGAGCAGGGCCCUUUGUGGACACUCCUCACAACAGCACUGAUCAUAACGCCAGUGCAGGGCGCCUCGCUGCUGCGCGGCCUGCGGCGCAUGGCGGGCACCUGUAUCGGCAGCGGCUUGGCAUUGGCCUCCGUGGCGCUGGGCGCCGGCAAGCCAGACAUGAGACAGCUCUUUGCGCACGAAUUUAUGCUGGUCUUCGCUCUCAAGUUUCUAGAGCCAGAACUGCAGUAUGCUGGAGCUGUCGCUUUCGUAACAUAUGCAGUGGUGAUCAGCGGUUUGUUCGACUUGAACAACUUCGAUAGCCUUGACUGGGAAGCCAACUGGAUUCAGCUCACUGGCGAGCUGGCGCUUCGCAGGUGCUGCGACGUCGGCAUGGGAGUGCUGGUCGCUGCGGUGGUGAGCAUCUUUGUGGCGCCAGAUCGUGCGACGGACGAGCUUCGGAAGCGCGAGGAGGAGGCUUUGCGGUGCGCCGCCUCUGUGAUCCAGGCUUCAGCGCGGCACCUCGCAUGGCGAGCUCAGGGCAUUGAGCGGCAGGAGUCCUGGACUGAGAUGCGCAAGGAGACUUGGAGUAGCUUCGAGGCUUUGAACUUUGCAGGCGACGGCUUGCCUGGCGUGGCCGACCUGCUCGAAGACGUACGCUGGGAGAGCCGCUGGGGCGUCGAUGGCGGCAUGCUGAUUCUAGGCGGCUUUCUGUGGCUCCCCUGCCGGUCCAAGUCCGCACCCUUGCGCGGCCGUCAGUGCCUGGAGGCGGUGAAGGAGCUGUCAAGGCUCUUGCGCACGUCGCACUUGCUCAUCUCCGUUCUGGAGCCUGGACUUGGCGAGGACGCAGAUCGGCCGUUGGCCCAUGACAGCCGUGUUCUGGAGGCCUUGGGCCCCGAAGCUGCAGACUUCAACCAGCUGCUGGACCAGGUGCUUUCGUCUGCCUCGACGUCAAAGUGUGCCAGCCUUGCCGAGUUAGAGGAGCGGCUACAUCUGCUGAUGCAGGGCUGCGCCGCGUCGCGGCAGAAGGCGGGUGGCCUCAUUGGCCCCAAGGCGCUGGGCGGCCCCCGCGCGGCUGCGGCGCUGAAGCUGCUGCAGCAGUGUGUUCAGAUCUUGGCGCAAGUGUGCAAGAAGAUGGAUGCCUGGUUCAGAAAGCAAACGACUUGGAGUGCAAGGACGCUUUCGCAGUCUGAGCGCAUCGCCACGUCGCGAGAGGCACUGAACCGCUUGGCGUGCGAGAACCCCACCAUGCUGGACGAGCUCGCACGCUGGGGCGGGCGUGAGCUGAUGGAAGAUGUGGAACUGGAGUGGGCACAGAAAGACAAGAUGAUUUACUUGCAUGUGCUAAAUCUACGACGGCGGCUAAAAAAAACGAAGGUGAAGUCAGAGAGAGCAAAGAAGCCCGUUCCGCUGCCUCCAGAGGAUGUCAUGCGGAUCCGCGGGUGCUUUGAGGCUGUAGAUGGGGACGGCACUGGCCAGAUUUACGAGGCAGAGCUGGGCCUUGCCUUCCAGAUGAUUGGGAUGAAGCUAGAUGCCAAAGAGCUGCACGAGAAGUUUAUGAAGGCAGACCUCACAGGAACCGGAAGCCUGGAAUGGCCUGAGUUUCUCUUUCUGAUGUCCCAGUACGGCAGCGGCAAGGGUCUUGAGAACAGCUUCACGGAGGAGCGACUUAGUGAGCUCCGGGAUGUGUUCAAUCUGUUCGAUGAAGAUGGCAGCGGUUCACUGGAUGCAGAGGAGUUGAACUUUGUGCUGCGCUCCGUGGGUUUGGCGCCUUCCGCCAAGGAGCUCGAGAGGAUGAUCGACGAGGUCGAUGCCGAUGGGUCCGGCAUGAUCGAGUGGCCGGAGUUCCUUUUCCUGAUGUCCAAGAAUGUUGUGAAGCCAGAUGAGCAGCUCAGAUUUGCCUUCGAGUUCUUCGACAAGGGAAAGGAGGGGAAGAUCCAGAAGCACGACUUCGUCUCGACGAUGAUGACGCUUUCGAAGGACUUUACCGCCGAGGAGCUUGAGAUGAUGUUUGAGGAGGCCAAGUUUGAAGACGGCGACACCGAGCAACUCACAUACAAGGAAUUUGUCAAGAUCAUGAUGCGAUGA